Molecule: messenger RNA, 2247 nt
Organism: Dendrobium catenatum
Lineage: Eukaryota; Viridiplantae; Streptophyta; Magnoliopsida; Asparagales; Orchidaceae
Product: transcription factor TCP2
Exons: 4
Coding region: 821-1990 (389 amino acids)
Biological process (GO): regulation of secondary shoot formation
Cellular component (GO): nucleus
Molecular function (GO): sequence-specific DNA binding; DNA-binding transcription factor activity
Source: RefSeq, a predicted model, not a curated record
UUUUUAUGAAUGCUGAGGGUAUUCAUAUGACAGCUUUCUACCUAUAAAGUGCACGGCGGCGAGGCGGCGGGUGGUGCGGUGUCGCACUUGUUCUGUGUUUACUUCGCCGGAAACGGAGUCUCUUAAGAUCGAGAACCGGCCUCUUCUCCACUUCUAUGAUCCCACAUCGUUAUGGCUGGAGAAGUUUAGAUCCAGUAAUGGCGGUUUAAUGCGAGCUCGAUCUGCGUGGUUCGAGACCGGAGAUGAUAGAGGUCACAGUUAAUUCAUACUCCCUAUAUAAGUAGCUGCCUCGAUUUUGUAUUAUCGAAGGAGAAGAAGAAUUGCAGGCCCAUCUGUCGAGAUUCUGAAACCCUAGUUGGCUAGUUCUCCGCGGUGCGCUGUUAAACGAGUUUUAAUUUGGCUUCUGUACUGCUGAUCCUACUCGUAAAUAAACUCACACAAAAAUGUGGAGUUGACUGAUUUACAUAGAGUAGCCAUAAUGGAGCAGGAGUGGCGGAGCGCUGUUCACUGUGAGCAAGCAGCGCAAGGCUCAGCUAUUCAGGCAGGCUUAGAAUGACAACGCAGGUAAAAGCAGCGGGUUGCUGACACCUCGUUGACGACCCACUUUUUCUCACCUUCCUUUGCAUUCCUCAUCAAUGCAGUAGGCCACGGUGAAAGUUGAAACCCUAAACGCCUUCCCUGACUUUUCCAUAUAAAGAACCAGGAAAAAGUGAAAGCCAAAAGACAAAGGCAAAGUUGUUCUGCCAGAGGAUUAGUAGGUGAGUUGAGUAAAAAUCUUAAAAUCCUAGAUCCCUCGAACAACGAGGGGCAUGAGAGAGGGAUGGAGAAGAACGGGAUCCACUCAAGCAAGCGGUUCAGGAGGGACGAGGAAAAUGGAGACGUGAAAGGGGCCGGCGGCCUCCGACCAUGGCAGAAUGCUUCGUCGCGGAUUAUUAGGGUUUCUCGCGUUUCCGGUGGAAAGGACCGACAUAGCAAAGUGUGGACAGCGAAGGGGCUGCGAGAUCGCCGUGUGCGUCUCUCAGUCUCCACCGCCAUCCAGUUCUACGACCUCCAAGACCGCCUUGGGUAUGACCAGCCCAGCAAAGCCGUGGACUGGCUCAUUAAGGCUGCUGACGCUGCCAUUUCCGACCUCCCUGAACUUGAUGGCAACACAUUUCCGUUGCCACCUGCUAUGGUUUUUCCCGGGCACAUCAAUCAUCCAGAUGGAUCAUCGGCCAUUGACCAGCAGAUAUCGCCGUCCAAGUCAACAUGCAGCAGCGCUUCGGAGACGAGUAAGGGAUCGACACUGUCACUUUCGAGGUGCCAGACGAGAGCGACUGCCCGGGAAAGGACAUCAAAAGAGAAGGAGAACGAGCUGGAUGCAGCUGCCCAUCAGCAUCCAAAUCUGACCACGCCCAGCUCUUUCACUGAGCUGCUUACCGCAGGCUCCACCACUGAAGUGGCCGGUUGCGGCACUGGUUUUGGCCUGAAGCAGCUGAGGCCACAGUUAGCAACGUCCACCGCUGAUUAUUUUGGUCAAGCUGGGAUCUUUGGGCAGGCACACAAAAUUCCUCAAUUGACGCCAGGAUAUUCUUCGAUGCUGCAUGUAGGAAACAACACUCAUAUGGGAAUGGGGAUGAUGUCAUACAAUGCUGCUGCUGUGGGAGAGCAUCAGGAUACGCAACAGUAUUCUUUUAUGCAGGAUCACGUAAUUCCUGUGGCAGCCGUGGCGCCUGGGGUAGAUUAUGACCUUAACGUCUCCGUUUCUUCUGUAUUUACUGGAUUUAAUAGGGGGACCCUUCAGUCCAAUUCUCCGCAUCAUCACCACCUUGUUGAUGGUGCAAACUUGCCUUUCUUCUUCGGUUCUUCUCUUCCAAUUGCAGCAGCAGAGGGAGCCUCCUCAGAGAACCAGUAUCUUGGUGGUUUCAAUGGUCGUCUGCAGGUUUUCUGUAACGAGGCACAUAGGCACCCCAAACUGAAAGGGGAAGGAAAGGAUCGACGUCCUCAAUGAACCUAAAUAAUGUUUCUGCUCACUGGUUCUGAAGACUUCCUUAAGUAGUUGAUUGUUUCAGUUUAUGAAGAAGCAGUAGAGCUUUCUACUGCUAUCCACUGAAGUUAUUUUCAAGAACUUUCUAUGAUCUGUGUUAGCCAACUGAUGUUUGGAGUGUAACACUGACAACUUUCAGUAUUGUUUUUAAUUGUCAACUUUUUUAACAUAUCUACUACAAUCCUGAUUGAAUAUCAAUGAUUUGGAAAUUUUUAUUUUUA